AUGAGAUUUAGCAGCUACAUCUGGCCAAGUAUCGUUAUCUUUUUGGGAUUACUUGCAACCGAAAAAUGCUGGUCCGUAGCUACGGAUGACUUAGCUGGUUUGUCCGAGAGAGAAGUAGUGGAAGCUCUUGUAAGAAAGUGGGCUCCCUUAGUUUGGUUGGCGCCGAACGAGAAAUACUUGCCAGGGUCAGUGUCAACGUUUCUGGAGCACGUGCAUGCCGAGAAGGUAAAAGUCGUAACGGUUUACCCGGGAAACGAAAUAUCGGACGUUAGCGAGUUGAAUCACUAUCCAUACUACUACGAUAAUGAAAACGAACUGAGCUACUACGAUCCAGCGGUACGACAAGCCCGCAACCGAAACAAGCGCAACUUUAGAGAUCCAUCGACAUCACUGGAUCUGUUGUUUGAUCUACCGAUUGGAAACGAGUCUAAGAAUUGGUACCUGGUCACUAAUAAUGAAAUUGAAGAGCUCAUCACUGACAAGAGCUCAUUCAUACAUGGACAAAACCCACAAAAAGAAAAUGUGCCAAUCUACGCCGUCGUGAGUAUGUGCCGUUCAACGCCCGCCCCCACGGCGGUAGGAUCACCGUCGCUUAUAGCAUCCGUGGCAGCAGCUGCCGCCGCAGAAGCAACUUCACCCACUGUUACCGGCCUUCCAGUACCACUUUCGUCCCCUGUGCCACUGCAAUCGCCAACGACCACCUUUCCUCCACCGCCGACAUUAGCGCAUCACUAUAGUCACGUUGAAAAUGAAGUAGUGUACAAUACAAUCGACCACAAUGGUUAUAAACGCCAUCCAUACGCACCGGUGCACAAAAAUCUCUUCGAACUGCAACCAGAGCUAAAGCCAGAUAUUAACAAGAUCGAAAAGAGCAUACGACUUAUACGAAAACGUCGACGGCGGGGCAUUUCAAUGCCGCCAAUGCCCGUAUUGGGCAAUCGAGGCAAGGAAGAGGAGAUCACGGACAGUCCCGGCGACGAGCAGCCGGACAAACUGAUGGAGGGUCGUGCGGAAGAUGAAGACGACGAUGAUGACGAUAGUUUCAACAGCAACGAUAACGAAGCCGACGAGUGGGAAACUAUCACGGAACGGCGCGAUGAUAUUACAAUUCAGAGUGGAGAUGAUUCUAACGACUAUCCGCACUUUCAUGUGACUUACUGGAUGUUUUAUCCAUACAGCCAGGGUAAAGUUAUUUGCACCAUUAAUUUGGGCCCUUUAGGGCCGUGGCCAAUUCCUCUUCUUUUUGGCAUGUGUCUUGGAACCAAAAAGGAAUUCGGAAGCCAUGUUGGGGACUGGGAACACAUGAGCCUAUUCUUCAGGGGCCGAAAGGAACCGGACGAAAUGUACGUGUCGGCUCACGAUGCCGGAGCGUUCUAUUCAUACGAACGGCUCACGGGUACCUUCGAGUAUCGCAGUCAGGAAACACGCAAAGGAAUCCUACAACGGCCUACAUUUCCGAAAACGGUGAUCACCUCCGGGAACCAUCCGGUAUUGUUCGCAGCGGAGGGAUCUCAUGGUCUGUGGACGGCACCCGGGAAGCAUAAAUACGUCCGCGUACCUCGGCUGUACGAUGUCAAUGGUUUCGGAACACCUUGGACCACGUGGAAAAGCGUCGAAGUAAUUCACGAAAAUGAUUCCAAGGGUCGCACAACGCUUAAUCCCAAGUGGCUAAAAUUUAACGGGCGCUGGGGCAACCCGAAAACCCGCUGCCAUCCAUUGAAACGUUUCGGUUUGCAUAUCUGCGAGCUUACCGAUGGUCCAACUGGAAUACCGCGUAAAAAGCCCCAUUUUAAGUGCAAAAAGCGAUAA
Sabethes cyaneus is the source of this 1809-nucleotide messenger RNA. RefSeq lists its product as uncharacterized. The transcript has 6 exons. The record is from RefSeq and is a predicted model, not a curated record. Lineage: Eukaryota; Metazoa; Arthropoda; Insecta; Diptera; Culicidae. The coding region runs from base 1 to 1809 and encodes 602 amino acids.